AUGGAGAGAAAUAAUGGAAGCAGUGCGUGGCAAUCGUCGCCGGAGCAGGAUUGGGAGGACGACAAGUCUACGUCCCCAUACCUUCCCCAAGACCAGGACGGCCAGUCACCAGAUGACCCGUCCCCAGCCAGCAGCGCUCCCGACAACGAGUGGCUGUCCUCAUCGGAGCCAGAGAACGACGACGGCCAGUCACCAGAUGACCCGUCCCCAGCCAGCAGCGCUCACGACAACGAGUGGCUAUCCUCAUCCGAGCCGGAGAACGACGACGGCAAGCCCGACGAACGAUUCAGGACAACACUGCAGCGGGAUGAGUGGGACUGGCAAGAGUCACCACCACCUCCCAGCUCGGAGAGCGACACCCCACCGGAACGGCACUAUCCCGACAAUGUGCGCGAGGUGUACGACGAGGACGCACCACCUCACCGCGGCUUUCGAGGCCCCACAUAUCCGCCCCGGUUCCAGGGCCAUCAAGACGGCGGCUCCUACUCCAGGUCACCAAAGCCGGAACCCCGACGCGACCCAAGGAGCGGACGAGGGGUAUACAAGCCCGCCGAGCCGCAGACUGAGCUGGAGCAUUACACAGCCAGUCCGGCCAGCGAGUCCAGCAGCGACGACGAGCAAGUCUAUUACCGGGAAGUGGUAGCAUCCGCCGAAAACUACCAGCACAUCACCACUCCCUAUGGUGCCCGAGUGACCCGCAACACCACCACUACUGUGGAUAUCUUCCUACCCCCGGGAGAGACGAUGAGUUCGAUGUUCAACGUACCGAGAGAGUCACGGCAAGCACUCAGGGGUCGUGAGGAGGCUCGAUGCAUGCGCGUCGAGCUUUCCCAGCGUCAACCAAGGCGGAACACCUCACCCGAGACUGUCCAACGGCCUACCUGGGAGCCGGCAACAUCGGACGAAGAGGACAACCGUCCCCUCUUUCGUCGGCGGUACUCACGAGCCCCGACCAACGCGACCACCAGCGAAGCAGCACCAGCAGAGUGGGUUGUGGCACCGACGGGAUGGAAGGUCGACACGAAGGACCGGAAAAUACCACAGGCCACGGGCCCGUUACUCCAAAGAACUGGACGGGCAACGAUUCCAAGUGGAACGGACAAAGACUCGGAGGGUUUUGAUCCAUUUGACCCCCCGAAGAAAGGAGAGGAUGUAACGCAGUAA
Molecule: messenger RNA, 1164 nt
Organism: Scaptodrosophila lebanonensis
Lineage: Eukaryota; Metazoa; Arthropoda; Insecta; Diptera; Drosophilidae
Product: cell surface glycoprotein 1-like
Exons: 2
Coding region: 1-1164 (387 amino acids)
Source: RefSeq, a predicted model, not a curated record